UUUAGUCACUGACAUCCUGGUGACUGUGUGGAAGACUACACACAGACUUUAUCCUCAUCUCAACCUCACUGCAGAGUCAUUACACACUCGUGAGUGUUGAUAACAUGGCUAAGUAUGAGCAAGUCAGUGUCCACGGGUAUGAAGAAUUCUGCAAAGCUGUGGCUGAGAGAAAAGGAAAAGAUGUGUUUGUGUACUUCAGUGGCGACAAAGAUGAGCAAGGGAAGAGCUGGUGUCCAGACUGUGUGAAAGCUGAGCCUGUGGUUCGGGGGGAAAUGGCUCAUCUUCCUGAAGGCUCAGUCUUCAUCUACUGCCAAGUGGGAGACCGGCCAUACUGGAAAGAUCCGAACAACGACUUUAAGAAGACUCUAAAGCUCACGGGAGUUCCUACUCUGCUACGCUACGGCACACCACAGAAGCUGGUGGAGGAACAGUGUUUCAAUGCGAACCUGGUGCGCAUGAUGUUCACAGAAGAUUAAUGCCUCAUGCUGGCGUCUUUACACACAUUGAGCUGUACUUUUUCAGUUUUUUGCUACCAUAUAAUCAGGCACAUACAGAGUAUAUGUGUGUGUGUGUGUGUGUGUGUGUGUGUGUUGUCACUGUGAGAUGAAGGACAAAGUCUCAUUCUGGGUCAGCAUUCUGUAUCUGAAGUGUCAUAAAAGCCUUGAUUCUUCUGGAAAAGGCAGUAUGUGCUCACCAAAUCACUGUAUAAGCAAACACAAAUAUUCUAUGCUUUCAGUAGUGAGAAUUUCAAUUUUUGUGCAACCAAACACAAGAAAUAAUGCAAAAUCAUUUGCAAUCGCAGAUUGUCAUUUGUAAUUGUGUACAAAAUAAAAUGCUUAUGAACAGCC
Molecule: messenger RNA, 848 nt
Organism: Pangasianodon hypophthalmus (striped catfish)
Lineage: Eukaryota; Metazoa; Chordata; Actinopteri; Siluriformes; Pangasiidae
Gene: txndc17
Product: thioredoxin domain containing 17
Exons: 4
Coding region: 105-476 (123 amino acids)
Cellular component (GO): cytosol
Molecular function (GO): protein-disulfide reductase [NAD(P)H] activity
Source: RefSeq, a predicted model, not a curated record